Molecule: messenger RNA, 5955 nt
Organism: Dermatophagoides pteronyssinus (European house dust mite)
Lineage: Eukaryota; Metazoa; Arthropoda; Arachnida; Sarcoptiformes; Pyroglyphidae
Source: RefSeq, a predicted model, not a curated record
AGAAAAUCGAUUAUCAUUAAUAAUCAAUGGUAAAUGUUCAGUUUGUGAUGAACAAUUUUUAUCACAACAACAACAACAGAAUCAUGAACAACAACAACAAAUUCCAUAUCGAAUGUUGGCCGUUCGUCCUUCGAUCGGAUCGAAAGAUCCAUUUUUUCCAAUUUUAGAAACAUUAACACAAACAUCAGCUAUAACUGUACCUUGCUGUUUACAAUGUUCAGAAUUAUUAAUCGAUCAAUGGAAUGAUUAUGAAUUGAAAAAUAUUUCAAUCAAAAAUCGUUUAUAUAAUUUACCUAAAAUUAAAAUGAAUAAAUCAUCGUCAUUUGUUGGUGGUGGUGGUGGUGGUGGAUCACCUGCAAGAAUAUUAGCUCAUCCAAUUAGUCUUUCGGCAAAUAAUAAUGGUAAUUUAAUCAAUGUUCAGCAGCAGCAACAACGAUCAAUUCCAAAAUCAAAUCUACAGGAUGAAGUACUUGAUCUUAGUAUGACUGGUGUUAAUUCAUCCAAUACAAAUAACCAAUCGGCUGUUGUUGAAACAACAACAACAAUGUCUGGAACAUUGAAUCUUACAACAACAACAACAACAUCAGUAUCAACAGCUUCGAAUAAAUUAUUGACUGGUCAUCGAUCACGAACAAGUUCAUUAUCAUCAAAUGGUGGUGGUGUUGGUAAUAAUAGUAUCGUAGGUGAUAAUAUUAUUCAAAUCAAUCCAUUUUCAUUAAAUUCAUCAAUGAAUAAUUUGAUUAAAGUUUCGGCCAAUUCAUCAACAAAUAAUGAUAAUAAUAAUUUGCCAUCAUUAAUGAUGAUGACGACGACAAAAAAACCAUUAUAUUGUUGUACAAUAUGUGAUGAACAAUGUCAACAAUUAUAUUCAAUAUUAAUACGUCCAAUGGGUAAUUGUCCAUAUUUUCCUACAUUGAUUAAUGAUUUGAAAAUUCAUCAAACAACAGCAAUUGAUUCGAAUGGAAAAAUUGGUGUUUGUGAAUCAUGUCAUCAUCAAUUAAUUUUACAAUGGGAUUCAUAUCAAAAAUCUAAUAUACCAAUAUUGGAAAGAAAAUAUCAAUUAAUUCGUAAACAACAACAAAAUUUAACCAAUAUUAAUCAUUCAAUUACAACAACAACAACACAACCACCGAUAUCUCAGUCAUUUGUUUCAUUAGUUGCUGCCAAUAAAACAUUUUAUUGUGUUAUGUGCUGUAAAGAUUUGAUUGCAUUGAACAAUCUUAAUAAUUCUUCAUAUUCAUCAUCAUUAUCAGGUUCUUCCAUUAACCACCAUCAAUCAUCAUUAUCGAAUCAAGCACAUAUAGCCUUUUCAUUAAUGACCGAAAAUGAUACCUCUGGCAAUGUGAUCCAAAAGAAAUUGUUAGUUCAAAGUGCUCAAGAAAUUAAUCUAACGCCUUUUUUAUCAUCAUCAUCAUCGACAUUAAAUACAACGUCUUCGACAAAUUCUUUGAAACAAUUACAAUUGUUGCAUGAAAAUGAUCGUGUAUUACUUUGUUAUUCUUGUUUUUCAUCGAUCAACAAUUCUUCAACAUCAACAACAACAACACCGUCAUCAUUGAAUCAUAAUAAUAACUGUAACAGUAGUAGUAGUGGUAUUUAUUCUUUGGAACAGCCGCAACAACAACAACAACAUACGAGCAAAGCGACUACAAAUCGAUCAUCGACGCAUCAUUCAUUAAAUGAUUCAUUGAAUGGAAUUUCAACAAUGACAAAAACAAUUCUGAUACAGCCAACAGCAUCUACUAUAUCAUCAUCAUCAUCGACAACAACAACAUCUACAAUAUCAUCGAUAAUGAUUCCAGAUGGAAAUGAAUUAUUAUUAUGUUUUGCUUGUAAACAACAUAAAUCCGAAUAUUGGGUUGAAACGAAAGAAAAUUCGGAAAAGAAACCAUUCUAUCCAUUUUUAAAUGAUUCAAAUGAAUUAAUUAAUGGUCGUGCUCGUGUUUGUGCGCAAUGUCAUUUAAUAUUAGAAAUACAAUGGGAUGGUUUUGAGAAUGGUUAUGUGCCAUAUAAUCAACGAGUUUAUCAAUUAUCAUCAUCGGCUAAACGUCCACCAACAUCAUCAUUGACUCAUUUGUCGUCAGUAGUUGCAACAACCACGUCAACGUCAACAACAACAACUACAUCAUUAGCAACAAGCUCAUUAUCAUCAUCAUCAUCACCGGCCAUAAUAACACAGGUAGUUAAUGGACAGCCGGCUUGUCCAUUAAAAAUUCAGAUAGCUGUACCGAAUUCAUCAUCAUCAUUACCAUCGACAAUAGGCAUUGGUUCUGUUCAAAAUCAUGUACAAAAUAAUCCUUCCGAACAUUUUUUAUUGACCACCGUAACAAAUACAGCAUCAAAUCAAUCGAUUUUACCAACCAUCAAUUGUCAAGAUCAGCAUUUUAAUAAAUUAUUGAAUGAAUUAUUGACCAGUAUUGGUGGUCCACAUCCACAUUUAUCAGGCACUUGUUUGAUUUGUUCACAACAUAGUGCUGCAGGUCAAACAUUUCAGAUAUUCUCCACUACACGUAAUAUUAUUCUAUCAUCCGAAUUAGGAAUCUAUCCAUAUUUUCCAAUGUUAAAAAGUUUAAUACACAACAGUAGUAAAAAAUCUAAAAAUCUUAUCGAUAAUAAUACACAUUUAGCUUGUACUUAUUGUUAUCAUUCAUUAAUGGCUCAAUGGAUUGCAUAUCAUUUGUCCGGUAAACCGGUAGACCAUGAUCUUUCUACUAGACAUUAUGAUUGUCAAAAUUUUGUCUGUUAUGUUUGUGGUGUUACCACUUAUCGACAAUUUGUUCGGUCAAUUACAGUAAAAGAUUUUCCAUUCUUAAGUGAUCAUAAACGUCCUCCUGGUUCAUUAAAAUUAAACAAAGGUGAAAGUGUUGUUACAUGUUUAACUUGUUAUCAAACAUUAACACAUCAAUGGAUUGAAAAUGAACGUAUGAAAGUACCGUUAGAGAUGCGUAAAUAUAAUUGGAUGGCCGUUCCACCGCCACCAAUAUCGACAACAAUGAACAAUAUUAAAAACGAGCCGAUUAACGAACAAAAUCAUAAGAGACUCACACAUUCCGAUCGAACGAUUAUUCCGAUUCUAACGCCAACCAAUUCCAUUUCAUAUCAACUAACCAAUGCUAAUUCAAUCAAUCAUAAUGGAAUUAUUUCGGUUCCUGCUUCGAAUGAAAUAAUACCUAAAACAGCAAUAAUUGUCAAUACUGGUAGUUUUGGUACUAACAAUAAUAUUGUCGGCCAACCAAUACCAAAUGAUACAAUAUUACAAUCAAAACAAUCAUCGACAAUUGUAAAUGUAACACCACCGACAUCAUUUAAUCCAUCACAUACAUUAGCACCAUUAGUAGCGGCUGCAAUGGCCGCUACACCUGUUACAAUCAAACAAGAAAUGAUUAAUGAACAAUCUACAAGUGAACCAAUAACGACAACUAACACGAAUAAUAAUAGUAAUACUGUACAAUCAUCAUCGGUUACAACAACCGCAACAACAGUGUUACGACAUUUAGCUCGUCAACAAUAUGUCCAAAUUCAAUAUCCUCAACAAAUAAUUCAGCAACCACCCGAUUCAAGACAAAAUCCAUCUAAUUCAAUUAAUUUAACAACAUUAGCUUCAGUUGCCGCUUUGGCUGGUAAUAGUAAUCGUAAUUCUAUUACAAGUUCAUCACAAUUCGUUACCGGAUCAUCAAUCAAUAGUAAUAAUUUGACGAAUCAUUCCAAUUCUCAACAAUCAUUUGAUAGUCAUUCACAUUUACAUUUGAAUCAUCAUCAUCAUCAUCAACCACAUCAACAAGCUGAGCUUCCAAAAGCUGUAAUAAAUUCAAAUAGUUUUGCAUUACAUUUUAAUGCAUUAAACAAUGAUAAUAAAUGCAAUAAUCAUCAAUCGAAACAUCAUCAGAUGAAAUCGAAAAUUGAACCCAACGAAAUGGAAAAUAUUCAACAACAACAACAAGCAAAUCGUUUGGAUAUGAAAAAGAAUCAUGAAAAUGAUAAUACUCAGUAUAUAUUACAUUGUCAGCAACGUAUUGAUCGAAAACAAGCACAAAUAAAAGAAUUAGAAGAAUCAAUUCAACAAGAUUUAUUGAAUGGAGAAAAUUUUAAUGAAAAUUUAUCGAAAAUUAAUUUAGAAGUUUUACAAUUACGUAAAAAACGUUUAGCUCAUCUAAAUCGUUUAAAAGAAAAAAUUCAACAACUUGAACAACAAAAACAACAAUCAUCUGAGAAUCUGGUGAUGACGAUAGAUGAUAAUUCUUUAUCCGAUGCUGAUCUGACUGAAAUUGAUGAAAAUCGUUCAAUAUCCGAUGAUUCGAUUGAUGUUUUCAACGAUGAACAUGAAUCAUUGGUUGAAUUUAUGGACAAUGUUUUACCAUCAUUACCAUUAAAAGAAAAUGAUGAUGAAGAUUUGGGUAAAAUGGAAUUUUUAUCACUUCUUGGUUUAACUACUCAUCGUAUGAAACGUGAAGAUGAUCUUGAUAAUUAUAUUCAAACAAAAAUGAAUAGACGUUUAACACAUGCAUCGUUCAAAGUUGAUUGGCUUAAUGAACAAGAAAAUGAUAUAUUGGAAGUUGAUCCCGAAUAUGAAACAUUUAAACGUUGGCCAUAUUUUUCUGAAAGUAAAAUAAAUCCAAAUUCGGAUAGAUUACAUUCGACAAAAAGUAUUCGAAAAAAUAGUCGAAAUAAAAUUCAAUUUUUCGAAAUACUUGGAUUGAAACAACCAUCAGCCAUAAAUAAAUUAAAAACUGAAAUCGAUUGGUUAGCUGUUAUUCGUAAUCGUCAAAUGAGACGUAAACGAAAAUUUGUCUGUGUUGGUAAAGAAUAUCAAAAUCUUGAUGAACAAAUUCUUCGAACGUGGAUACCAAUUUUAUUAUCAUCAUCAUCAUCAGAUGUAAAUGAUUCAGAAAUGAUUCAACGAAUCAAAACGAAAGUUAUACCAAAUCUUGAUGACUAUUUUCAUUAUAAAGAUGUUACGAUUCAAUCGAAUGAAAAUGAAAAUCAACGACAAGAAGAAUCACAAUCGGAUACACAAAUUAUGACGAUUGAUUGUAAUCCAGCCGAAGUAAUACGGCCAUCAUCAUCAUCAUCAUCAUCGAUAACAAAGACAAUCAUAACUCCAUCUAGCUCAAUAUCUAAACAAUCGCAACCGAAAAAAAUAUCGAACAAAAAUGAUCGUAAUACAAUUGUUGUGAUUAAUAGUGACAAUCAUCAUCAACAACAACCUAUAACAACAACAACAGCAUCAUCUCAAUCCAUAGCUCAGCCAUUACCGACAACAACAGCAACAACAACAAUUAAUAGUAAAAUUCUAAAUCCAAAACAAUUUGCACAAGAAUUCCAUGAAUCAGUAUUGUUAGAAACACAAAAACAAAUGAAUGGUAAACAACAGAUUCAAACAAAUGGAUCGUUUGUUAAUAUUAUAAAUGCUGAUUCUUUGCAUCAUCGUCAUCAUUCACAACCGUUAAUGUUGACAACAGCAACAACAACAACAUCGAACGCACAACAUGCCGCCAUUAUCUAUAGUGAUCCUCAUCAUCAUCAUCAUUUAAGGCCUGUCAUGAACAAUACAUCCGAUCCACAACAACAACAAUUAUUGAUCGAUCGUAAUGGAUUAAUAUCCACUAUUACGGCAACGCCUGCAACUGUCAUCACUUCGAUUAAAGUUCCAACAUUGGCAGCAGCUACUACAACAACAACAGCAUCUCCAGCUGAUAAGCUAAAUAUUCGUGAUCAGAUUUUUAAACUACAACAUCGUAUUGAUGAUAUUAAUCGAGAAUAUUCUGGAUUGAAUGAAAAACGAAAUGAAAUUAUGAUGACAAUGCAAAGAUUGGAAAGAGAAAAAACAUUGUUUCAAUUGGAGAUUGAUCGACUAUCCAAAUGUUUGGAUUAAAAAAUUUGAAUUUUUUUGUUUCAUUGUUGUUGUUGUUAUAAUUGUAAUAAAUAUUAUCGAUGCUUGUAAUGAUAAUAAUUUUU